GGAGCAAAGGGGCGAAGAUUUCUGUACAAUUUCCGCGUGACAGGGGUCACGAUAACAACACACCGGGAGUCACGAUUAGAACACACCGAUGUUUAACAAUUAAGCAAUUUUUUUCAUCAAGUGGCUUUUCCCCCAGAAUUUCUCAAUGCUUUGCACGAUAUUAUCUGUGGGCACAGUAAACCGAUCGUGAGAAAGUGACCAUUUCAAACUCUGGGAGUUGCACAGAAUACACAAAUGCCGGGGAUCAAUACGAACGCGCCAAGGUAUGACGCCUGGGCGAUGGAAUACGACCGCUUCCAGCACUAUUUCUACGAUGACCACGAAACGGACGAAGAUUUCUACAAAUCGACCGCACCGAGCGAAGAUAUUUGGAAAAAAUUCGAACUGGUGCCAACCCCGCCCAUGUCACCCAUCCGAUUUAGUGAAGGUGGUGGCGGCGGCGGCGGCACAGUGUAUCCUUCGCCGGGCGAUAAACUGGAAUGGGUAUCCCAGUUCUUGGGGCAGGACGACGAUCAAGAGGGACAAUAUAAAAUAGACACCGAGGAGAUUUUCGGAAACCUGAGUUCGAUUAUUAUCCAGGACUGCAUGUGGAGCGGCUUUUCCGCGAGCCACCAGCUGGAGAAAGUUGUCAGCGAGCGUCUGUCCGGUUCGGCGCUCACGAAACUGCCCCUGUCUCUCCAGACUAGUACAAACCAGUCCACAAAAACGCAGAUUGCUCACCAGGACGCACCUUUUCUCAACAGUUUGGCAACAGAUUGUGUGGACCCAGCUGCUGUUCUCACCUACCCGUUCAGCGGCAGCUGCAAGAAGCAGCCGUCGUCAGGGUCAGAGUCCCGAACCGACUCCUCCGAGGACGAGGAGAUCGACGUGGUGACGGUGGAGAGCAAGCAGAACAAGCCGCGGCUGCUGAACGGGCGCAAGCCGGUGACCAUCACGGUGCACGCCGACCCCCACGACCCCUGCAUGAAGCGCUUCCACAUCUCCAUCCACCAGCAGCAGCACAACUACGCCGCCCCGUCCCCCGACAGCUACCCCGACGCCGAGCCGCCCAGGAAGCGGGUCAGGCAAGAGCCCGCCCUCCAGCAGCCGCAGCAGCACUCCCCCAGCCCCAGCUCGUCCCCGGAGAAAAAGCCCAACCCGCCCCCUGCUGUCACCGCCUCGUCACCGCCCCUGUCCCCGGCCCACUCCCCCAGAUCCCAGCCGGGGAGCCCGCAGAGCUCAGACUGCGAGGACACGGACAAGCGCAAGACCCACAACUACCUGGAGCGCAAGCGGCGCAACGACCUGCGUUCCCGCUUCCUGGCCCUGCGCGACCAGAUCCCGGGCCUGGUGGACUGCCCCAAAACGCCCAAGGUGGUGAUCCUGACCCGGGCCAGGGAGUACCUGCGGCAGCUGCAUGUCACCGACAAGCACAAGGCCCAGGAGAGGAAGCAGCUCAAGUCCCGCCAGCUGCAGCUCCUCAGGAGGCUGGCGGACUUGAAGCGGUCCUAAAACACGGGGACCC
Messenger RNA from Megalops cyprinoides (Indo-Pacific tarpon), 1504 nucleotides. RefSeq names its product MYCL proto-oncogene, bHLH transcription factor b (gene myclb). Bases 235 to 1491 code for a protein of 418 amino acids. The transcript has 3 exons. Gene Ontology annotation, molecular function: RNA polymerase II cis-regulatory region sequence-specific DNA binding; protein dimerization activity; DNA-binding transcription factor activity, RNA polymerase II-specific. The record is from RefSeq and is a predicted model, not a curated record. NCBI's taxonomy places the organism in Eukaryota, Metazoa, Chordata, Actinopteri, Elopiformes, Megalopidae. Gene Ontology annotation, biological process: regulation of transcription by RNA polymerase II.